Sebastes umbrosus (honeycomb rockfish) is the source of this 2824-nucleotide messenger RNA. RefSeq names its product matrix metallopeptidase 25b (gene mmp25b). Gene Ontology annotation, biological process: extracellular matrix organization; proteolysis; collagen catabolic process. The transcript has 11 exons. Gene Ontology annotation, cellular component: extracellular matrix. NCBI's taxonomy places the organism in Eukaryota, Metazoa, Chordata, Actinopteri, Perciformes, Sebastidae. The record is from RefSeq and is a predicted model, not a curated record. Gene Ontology annotation, molecular function: zinc ion binding; metalloendopeptidase activity. The coding region runs from base 154 to 1863 and encodes 569 amino acids.
CAAACAUCUGGAUGAUGAGCGCGUCACAAGCCACAACCUACAGCUCCUCCACUGUGAGGGAGGGAGGACCAGAGUGAGUUGACUGGUGAUCGAUCAGCCCAACCUAGUCCCAAGAGUGCCCGAAGCUUCAGAGGAAAAAACAACGUGACUGGAAUGGAGUUGGGUCUUCUGCUGUUGAUGCUUUUGACCUUCUUAACGGGAAGCACAUCAGCGGUGCCUGAGCAGUACAGAGCAGUGGAUUGGUUGAGCAGGUAUGGCUACCUUUCUCCUCCUGACCCGCGCACGAGCAAGCUGCAGACCAAAGAGGGGAUUGAGAAAGCCAUCCGUGUCAUGCAGAGAUUCGGCGGGGUCCCGGAAACCGGGGUGCUCGAUAAUGAAACCCUCAAACUCAUGGCUACGCCUCGAUGUUCUCUCCCUGAUAUUGUUGGGAACGAGGACAUGCUGAGGAGGAGGAGGAGAAGGAAAAGAUACGCCCUGUCAGGCCUCAAGUGGCAUAAGACAGACCUCACGUGGAGUGUCCACAGCUACCCAUCGCCCUCCCUCUCACCCAGCCUGCCUAGCAACUUAGUGGACAGCAUCCUGACUCGCGCCUUCAAAGCCUGGAGCGACGCGGCCCCCUUGAGUUUCCGUCGGCUGCCGACUGACAGCAGGGGGGCGGCAACCGGAGGGGACAUCAGAGUGACUUUUGCCCGCUUGCUUCACGACGACGGGUACCCUUUUGAUGGGCAGGGUGGCACCCUGGCCCACGCCUUCUUCCCCGGCAGGGAUGAUGUGGCGGGUGACACACACUUUGACGAUGAUGAGCUCUGGAGCUAUGGAGGUCUCGACAGCACCAUAGACUUGUUCGCAGUUGCAGUGCACGAGUUUGGCCACUCGCUGGGCCUGUCCCAUUCCUCUUCUGAUCCGUCCAUCAUGAGGCCAUACUACCAGGGUCCUGUGGGAGACGUUCAAAACUUCCAACUGGCCCUAGACGACAGGCUUGCCAUUCAGCAGCUUUACGGUGUGAAGGAUGGCGGAACACCAGGAGGUGUUGAUCCGGACCUCCCACGCCUGCCCAGUCCACCUCCUCCAAGACCGACACAGCCUUCUGACCCCUCAGUCCACGAGCGCUGUCAGGGAGGCUUUGACGCGGUGGCAAAUAUCAGAGGAGAGGUCUUCUUUUUUAAAGGUGCACACUUCUGGAGAACUAAGCAAGACGGGUCUUUGGAGUCCUCGAAUCCGGCUCAGAUCAAAAACUUCUGGAUGGGCCUCCCGCCAGGAACAAACAAGGUGGACGCCGUGUACGAGAGGAAGAGCGACAGCAGAAUCGUCUUCUUUAUUGGUUCUCAGUACUGGGUCUUCAAGGACACGGUGGCUAUGGAUGGCUACCCUCGGCCAAUCUCCGAAUGGGGGAUGAGGACAAAGAGCGGGACGCCGGUGGACAGAGUGGAGGCAGCCUUCAUCUGGGCCCACAACGGCAAGACCUACCUGUUCAGCGGUGGGGAGUUUUGGAGGUUUGACGAGAGCCGUAAGGGCGAACAGGUGACCAAACAGCCGGAGCCGGGCUACCCGAAGCUGAACAGCCUCUGGGGAGGAGUGCCCACCCACAUGGAUGACAUCAUCAGCUGGGGAGAAGGAGACGCCCACUUCUUCAAGGACAACCUCUACUGGGUGCUGAAGAACGGAAGAAUGAACCAAGACAGCGUCACUCCUAAAUCCAUCGCCGUAGACUGGCUCAGAUGUCCAGCUCCGCCUGCGACCUCCGCUCCUCGAAGCCCGAAUGAGUGCCACUGUGACUUGAAGGGAUCAUCUUCAUCUCUAAGAAGCAGCUGGCUCCUACUGAUCUCUGUUAUAUUGGUAAUUCAUGAAUUUAUUAGAAAAUAGACACCGGAGUUUGGAAUUUGUGAAACCAAGUGGCUGUUUUUGUACUACUUCCCUUGUUCCACUGGAGGGUAAUAGAGGCUCUUUACAUCAUGGUACACCCACAGUGCAUCACAACCCACAUGCUGGUUUCAAAUGACAAACUAGUGUCAUAAAAAUGUUAAAUAUGCGCCUUUAGCAUAAGGCCUUUGUUACUGUAAAUACUUUGCCUUAUCAGAACAUAUUGCUGACCCGUGAAAGCAGUACAUUUUGUCUCCAUCCUGCUAUAGAAUUUCACCCCCUCCUUUCUGUAGAGUAAGUAUUGGAUUACAUGGAGCCUGUAUAGGAGAAUGCAUGGAAAUUCAACAAAGAUAUCCAGCACACACCGGGGUACUCCCAACCCACAUAAUAAGGUCUUACACCACAACCUCACUGUAUGUUUGGACAGUUAACAGACCACACAAACAUAGCGAAGUGCAAUUUCUUUAUCAGAGCUAUUUUUUUUUUCAAUCCAGAGUAGAUUUGUGCAUAUACAUAUACACAAUACCAACAGAAAUAUGAUACAUUAAACUUUCACACUGUGUUGUGGUUUGUUGUUUCCCCAUUUUUUAUAUUUUUUUGUUUUGAUGUCAUGCAUGUAAAUGAUUUUCACUCACGGACACAUAAGAAAAAUCCCCUUUUUGUUGACAAUCGAGCUGAUAUUAUUGUGCUUGACAGACUGUAUUAUUGCAACAGUUCUGCAAACAGAGAUGUGGACUCACAGAGCAAUUGAAUGCAGUCAAUCUUUUACUCAGUAAGAGAUCAAAGCAGGGCGGGGGCGUAUCUGAAAUGACAGGAGGUGUUGAUGUCUAAAAAAACUGGAAAGAGACCAAAACUGCAAAGUGUUGCAGUCACAAGUAGCCAUUGUGACAGUUAUACACAUUCAAGCUUCAUUUUUAGUUAUUUGAAAUUGAUUUAAUUGCUGUGUAAUAAAACAAUGAUUGUA